CCAGACCUCUCCAUGAUGGCUUGCUCAACAAACUUGGAUUUAGAAACCUUGCUUGGAAACUCAAUCCAACCCAUUGGAUUCACAGCAAAUUUGGAACACAGAAAGCUGGUUGGUUUCACAACAGCUUCUGGAGUCAUCUGGCUAUUUACCACAAGGGAAGGAAAGAAGAAGGCACCAAGUUUCUCUUUGCUUCCCGUUGUAGCCUGUGAGGAUAUUCUCUCCUAUUGUAAGGGAACCUUUGUCCAUUUUUCUGGAACCAAACCAGACAGUUAUAGAGGUGCAGAUGACAGACUCAAUCAUUGCUCUGUAGAACUGGAUCAGCAGCUCCUUGGGCAGUUUCUUACAUGGCAAGAAAGUUAUCAGAAGUUGCUCCAGGGCGAAGGUUGCCGGACCGUUCCUCUUUCGGGCCAUGUCGGAUUCGAUAGCUUGCCUGACCAGCUGGUUAACAAAUCAGUUAACCAUGGUUUCUGUUUCAACAUCCUCUGUGUGGGAGAAACAGGUCUCGGGAAGUCAACGUUGAUGGAUACGCUCUUCAACACCAAGUUUGAAGGAGACCCAGCUUCUCAUUCCCAGCCGGGAGUUCAGCUGAAAUCCAGUUCCUACGACUUGCAGGAAAGCAAUGUUCAUCUGAAGCUGACUAUUGUCAGCACGGUGGGCUUUGGCGAUCAGAUUAACAAAGAGGACAGCUAUAAACCCAUUGUGGAAUUCAUCGAUACCCAAUUUGAAGCCUACCUUCAAGAGGAGUUGAAAAUUAAGCGGGUGCUGCAUAAUUACCACGAUUCCAGGGUCCACGCUUGCUUGUACUUCAUCGCUCCCACGGGACAUUCUUUGAAAUCCUUGGACUUGGUCACCAUGAAGAAACUGGACAGUAAGGUGAAUAUCAUUCCUAUUAUUGCCAAAUCCGACGCCAUCUCCAAGAGCGAGCUGACCAAAUUCAAAAUUAAGAUCACCAGUGAACUCGUGAGCAACGGAGUGCAAAUCUACCAAUUCCCUACCGACGAUGAGUCCGUGUCAGAAAUCAACGGAACCAUGAAUGCUCAUUUACCUUUUGCCAUCAUUGGCAGCACAGAAGAAAUCAAGAUAGGAAAUAAAAUGAUGAAGGCACGUCAAUAUCCAUGGGGGAUAGUGCAAGUGGAAAACGAAACUCACUGUGACUUUGUGAAACUGAGAGAGAUGCUGAUCCGGGUAAACAUGGAAGAUCUUCGCGAACAAACCCACACGCGCCAUUAUGAGUUAUACCGACGGUGUAAACUGGAAGAAAUGGGAUUUAAGGACACGGAUCCUGACAGCAAGCCUUUCAGUUUACAAGAAACCUAUGAGGCCAAAAGGAAUGAAUUUCUUGGAGAACUUCAGAAGAAAGAAGAGGAAAUGAGACAGAUGUUUGUCCAGAGGGUGAAAGAGAAGGAAGCGGAGCUGAAAGAGGCUGAAAAAGAGCUCCACGAGAAAUUCGAUCGUCUGAAGAAGCUGCACCAGGAUGAGAAGAAGAAGCUGGAGGACAAGAAGAAAUCCUUGGACGAUGAAGUCAACGCGUUUAAGCAGAGGAAGACAGCAGCUGAAUUGCUUCAGUCUCAGGCUCAGCAGGCAGGAGGUUCACAGACACUGAAAAGGGAAAAGGAGAGAAAAAAUAAUCCUUGGCUAUGUACUGAGUAGUUCCCCCCUGAAUAUACUGAGCUGGGAUGUCGACCUUCACUUAUUUAUUGCUCUCUCGUUCAGCUAUGGUCAUCUCAUGGGCUUUCCAGAACGCCAUUUUAUACUCUACGGCGCAAACAGUUUACAUGAUCUUUAUUUGCUGUUUCGGUUGUAUCGUGGAGCGUGCCUGACGUAAAAGACCGAUAUUGCAGCUUUUUUUUUUUUGUACAUUGUGGAUUGUUUAGGAUGCCCACUGUAGGUCGCCUUACAAACCAGCCCACCUAUCGUCAGCAAAAGUCUUUGCUAGGUUGAUGUUGUAUUUUGAAAUGCCCAUCUGCAGGGAAUGGGGUGAUGAAUAUGUGGUGCUAUUGACAUAGGCCUAUCAUCAAAAUAUAAAUAUUUUGAUUUAUAAAUAAAUAAAAAAUAUAGGGACGCAGGGGCUAAAAUGCUGAGCUUGUCGAUCGAAAAGUCAGCAGUUCAGCAGUUCGAAUCCCUAGUGCCGCGUAAUGGAGUGAGCUCCCGUGACUUGUCCCAGCUUCUGCCAACCUAGCAGUUUGAAAGCACAUAAAAAUGCAAGUAGAAAAAUAAGGACCACCUUUGGUGGGAAGGUAACAGCGUUCCGUGCGCCUUCGGAGUUGAGUCAUGUCGGCCACAUGACCACGGAGACAUCUUCGGACAGCGCUGGCUCUUCAGCUUUGAAAGGGAGAUGAGUACCGUCCUCUAGAGUCAGGAACGACUAGCACAUAUGUGCGAAGGGAACCUUUUACCUUUACUAUCAUCAAAAUCUCGUUGAGUGGCGAAUAAUGGGAAAAAAUUGUUUGCAGUAUCUGGAUACACAUGCCCUUUAUUGUAAAAGUUGUGUUAUUUCCCACUGCUGCCCUUUAUUCAUUUAUUUGUAGGUGGGAGCAGGAAUCACAUGAAUAAAGCCAUUUUAAUGAGUCGCGGGGGUUUAUAAACAGUUUUUAAUUAGAUGAUGGGCAUACAUUCCUUUAGGGGCAGUGUAGUUGCUCAACAGUUAAGGGAUUGAGCUUGUCAGCUGAAGAGCUGUCAAACCGGGUUCGAGACCCCGGCACCACACGACGGGGUGAGCUCCCGUCCUCAUCCCAGCUUCUCCCAACCUAGCAGUUCGAAAGCAUGCAAAUGCGAGUAGAUAAACAGGUACCACUUUGGUGGGAAAGUAACAGCACUCCGUGAUGUCAUGCUGGCCACAUCACCACAGAAACGUCUUCAGACAGUGCUGGCUUGAAAGGGAGAUGAGCACCCUAAAGUCGGUCAACGACUAGCGGAGUAAAAUCCACAAGGGACUCCGUACACCUCUUUGCUCAGAGCUCUUCCAUUGCCCCAAACAUGAAAACGAGGAGGAGAUGAGACCAACGAAAUUUAAGAUCCAAUUCUGGAUUUCUAAGUUAACAUGUGGGUUCCUGUAAAAUAAAAUCGUUCAUGUUCCUGAACUUUUUCCAGCAGCAAGCAAAAGAUGAGUUGCCUGUAGCUUCUUCGCCGUUGGGAAGAAAGACAUGUUCUAAAUAUAUUACAGAUUGUGAUUUUGUUUUAGAUGAUGACCAAUUUAAGAACAGGGAAAAUAGUUAAGUCUUGCUUAUAUUUCUGACUCUGCUACUCGCACCACGGGGUAAAAAUAACAUGGAAGAAUCGUAUAUAUUGUAGGGUCCUUGGUGCUCUCUGAGAUUGGUGGGAGGUUUUUGUGCAGAUGUUUCAUGACCCAACAUCAUCUGAUGUUACCUAGUUGGGUCAUGAAAAGUCUGCAAGAAAACCGCCAAGCUCAGAGACCACCAAGGACCCCUCACUCAACCCUGAGCUCCAAAUAUCCUCUUCUAUUGAUAUCUCAUAUACUGAUACAACUUUUUCCCCAGGUUGAAUGUUGACGGUCGAGAAUUUUUUAUUAAUUUUAUUUAUAAAUGAAUUGAGGUUCAGUUUGAACUGUGCCCAUAUCCUCUGGGGUUUUUUUGUUUUUUUAAAUGAUCCUUUAGCCUACUCCAACUUGCUUCUCCAUUAACGUGAAAGAUUUCAGGCCCCAUCAUUGCCAGCUAUAAGGGCCUUUUCCCACAGGGAUGUGGAGUAUGGGUUGUAAGAGUGGUGCGGUGGCCUAGAGGUGGAGCUCUCGCCUCACAAUCAGGCGGCUGUGAGUUCGAUCCUAGGUAGAGGCAGAUAUUUCUCUCUCUGGGCACCGUGAGAAUAUUAUCUGCUGAACAAAACUCCGCAUUGGUGACAGGCAAGGCAUCCGGCCAGUAAACACUCUGCUAGCUCCAUUCAGUGGCCCAGACUCCACCCCGCAAGGGAUUAUGGGGUCGUUAAACGAAAAUGAUGAUGUGGAGUAUGGGUUUUGAAGUUUAGAAUGACUGAAAGAUACCAGCUUAAAGAUGGAUGGUAUCGAAUAUCAAUUAACUGAAGUUCUGAAUGAUUUCCUACCUUGCUUAACCUCCUGUAAUCACUGCAGGGAGUUUAUUAUCCUAUCUUAGAGUUUAAAUUGGGGUUGCCCCUUCUAAGUUUUUGUUCCUUUUCCAAAAAGCACAUAAUGCAAGGAGGAGAUAUUUUAGAAUAGGGCGGGGAGCCAAAUUUAAAUCUUUUUCCUGCAGAACUAGGGUAAAGCUUCCAUCCCCGAGGGGCAAAAUAUCCCCAAAUUUCCAAAUGUUGGGUAUCAACCACAGAGAGCUCAUUCAGCGAGUCUUCCUCUGUAAUUCUGCCUCGCUUUUCUUCGGAAUGUUUGCAUUUGAUUUGAAAUCUAUAUGUGUUUGUAUUGUGCCUUCCUGCGUUUUUUUCCACCCCCCCAAGAACCGUCUGCAGUCUUAUCUACUAAAAUGUGCACUCUACCAGGUAGUCCUCCUUUAGCGGCUGCCUCAUUUAAGCAACCGCAGUGACAACGGUGAAGAGAAAAUACCUUUGCAACCCAUCCUCGCGUUUACGACUUUCGCAGAUCUGCAAACGGGUGGGCUGCUGGGGGUUCGCAGGGGUUCGGGAGAACCUCUAGUAAGAUUCUGUGCAGUUUGGAGAACCCCCAAAUCCCACUCCUGGCUGGCCCCGCCCACCCCUCCCCUCCCAGGAGUCCCCACGCGGCCUGUUUUGGAUGCAGGUAAGUACAGGGUGCGCGUGGAGGCUCGGGGAGGGCAAAAAACACGCCUACCGGAAGUUCGGGAAGUCCGGAAACGGGCCCAUUUCUGGCCUCCAGAGGGCCUCCGGAGCCUGGGGAGGCCGUUUUCACCCUCCCAGAAGCUCGAGAAAAGCCUCCGGAGCCCAGGGAGGGCAACCCCGACUCCACCCCCGCCAUAGUGCAGGAGGCUGAGUUGGCCACGCCCACCAUGGCCACGCCCAUCCAGCAACCAGGCAGAGAACCCCUUGCUAAAAUUUUUGAAGCCCACCCCUGUAUGCAAAGCAAAGGAAAUCUGAUGAUCAGCAUCGUCGCAGUUUUCACUUAGCCCUCGCUUCGUUUAAUGACCGAGUCGCCGGUCCCAAUUUUGGUCGCUAAACAAGGACUAUCUGAUAUUUAAUGUGGGUGUCCUCUUUUGACGGUGUUUUGCUGCUUGAGUUCCUAACAGGGCAGCGAAAAACAAUAGAUUAAAAAACCUGUUGUGGUUUUUUUUCUCCUUCUUUCCAUUCGAUUGUGUUCCUCAGUUGUCCAUCAUCUGCUUUGCCUUCGAUUGCCUCUUUUUAUCCCUCUGCCGUUGAACUGACAAAAUCUUUCUUUCUUUUUUUCUCUUUUCUCUCUUUCCCUCUGUAGCUUUUUCUAACCUGUCUCCACCUGCUGCAUUUUCUCUGAGAAGACGUCUACUUGAGCGAACGUAGGGAUACCCAUCCUGCUUGGGAAGGGAGGGGCAGACCGGAAUAAAUAAAAAGAAAUUUUAGCCUGGAACAAAAAAUGAAAAACAUUUGGGUUUGUUGUUCUCCCACUCCUGUUUUUCCAUGUUUGUGUGUGGGGUGGGGUGGGGUGUUUGGGAUUUUAUUUUCUUUUUUUUUUUCCAGCUGGGGUAUCUUGUACUUUGUGAGACAAGAUGGAAAAAUAAUGGGAAAGACGAGACAUUUUCUACAGCCUCCCCCAAAUAUUGCAGUCCAAAUUCAUGAGGUGGCUACUUCACACUGAGACAGGACUUAUUGUGGUUUAUGGUUAUUGUUAAUCCCUUCCUAGUUUUGCCUGUCAUGUUCAUGUUUUUUCGAGUAGUGGAGGUUGGGGGGAUAAAAAUUGUCCUAUUCCUUCAUGGGUUGGUGUGGAUAAAAAAAUUAUGCAACGAACAACACACAGGAAAAAACAAAAAAAAAGACUUUUGCUACCUCUGAGGAAUAUUUACUUUGAACGCUGAGUAAAAGGACAGCCAAGGAGUUAAAGAGGGGAAAUUCUAUUUUUCGGUGGGGAGGUGGGGAGGAAAGCCUUAGCUAACCUGCCAUUUCAGUUUUAAAAAGUAACAAAUAUUUCCUAAUUAAAAUAAAUAAAUAAAUUCGCUAAAUGUUGUUUCUAUUCAGCCUAUUGCAUUUGAGAACGGAAAAGUUCAUGGUUUAAAAAUCUCUCCUCCUGGAUCCAGCUUCUUGUCCCGUAGAAACGAUUCCUUCUGCUGUCUUUGCAAGAAUUCUUAAAAUGCACAAAGAAGCCUUAAGCAUUUAAAGGAGAGAAAGAGAGAUGUAUUGUAUAAAGACCUAAGUAGUAUUAUUGUUGUAGAAUUAAUUAAUCCCCAAAGUUCUAACCCCUUUAAAACCUUUCCGAAGGGAGGGGGGAAAAAAACAGAUGCUUCUAUAUUAAAGGUGGCGAGGGAAAAAUAAAUUGUAAAUGCAUCCUCUUGUUUUUCAAAGUUAUCGUUGCAAGUCACGUGUCACGGCCCUUAAAAAUGUACCUUAACGGAGAAUUUUUGGGAUUGUGUUUGGAACCAUUCACUGCAUGGCGUGGUUCCCAAGUAUUCGUUUUUUCCUGUCUCUUCUUUUUUUUAAAAGACCUUUUGUUAUGAACAGUUGUGAUUGGACAGCUGCACUCGAUAUAUAUAUAUAUAUAUAUAUAUUUACAUGAUCCACGUGAGCGAACCAGCACUGUUGGACUUAAUACCUUUCUAAUGUUGUCAAUUUUCAAUAAAAACUUACCCUCCCGAAAGAAAA
Pantherophis guttatus is the source of this 6717-nucleotide messenger RNA. It is a transcript of the gene SEPTIN6, whose product is annotated as septin 6. Gene Ontology annotation, molecular function: GTP binding. The record is from RefSeq and is a predicted model, not a curated record. NCBI's taxonomy places the organism in Eukaryota, Metazoa, Chordata, Lepidosauria, Squamata, Colubridae.